Molecule: messenger RNA, 801 nt
Organism: Apaloderma vittatum (bar-tailed trogon)
Lineage: Eukaryota; Metazoa; Chordata; Aves; Trogoniformes; Trogonidae
Gene: RAB36
Product: RAB36, member RAS oncogene family
Exons: 10
Coding region: 1-801 (266 amino acids)
Molecular function (GO): GTPase activity; GTP binding
Source: RefSeq, a predicted model, not a curated record
AUGAAGUCCAACCUAAUGCAUUUGGUUCCUCCAGUGAGUAGGGACAGAAUAAUCUCCCAGUUUCCCAAGUGGUACACACCUGAGGCCUGUCUGCAGUUCAAAGAGCAUUUCCAUGCACAGGUCAGGACUGCUUGUCAGCAAAGCACUGGAACAGUUGGGCUGAAAAUAUCAAAAGUGGUUGUGGUAGGAGACCUGUAUGUUGGGAAGACCAGCCUUAUCAACAGAUUUUGUAAAGACAGUUUUGACCGGGACUACAAGGCAACCAUUGGAGUGGAUUUUGAAAUUGAACGUUUUGAAAUAAUUGGCAUCCCAUAUAAUCUCCAGAUAUGGGACACAGCAGGUCAGGAAAAGUUCAAGUGUAUUGCAUCUGCUUACUACCGAGGAGCAGAGGUUAUAAUAACAGUGUUUGAUCUGGCUGAUAUCCAGACUUUGGAUCACACCAAACAAUGGCUAGAAGAUACACUGAAGGAGAAUGAGCCGAAUUCCAGCAUCAUCUUUCUGGUUGGAACAAAAAAAGAUUUGGUGUCAGAUGCUGUGUGUGAAAGGACAGAGCUAGAUGCCAUCCGCUUUGCCAAUGAGGUACAGGCAGAAUACUGGUCGGUUUCAGCCAAAACGGGGGAAAAUGUCAAAGAGUUCUUUUCCCGAGUUGCUGCCUUGGCCUUUGAACAGUCCAUGAUAAAGGAGAUGGAGAAAACUGCUGGACACAUGGCCCAGAUUGGGGCAGGGAAUCUCAUCAAACUGGAAAAGAACAUGAUGGAAAUCCCAGAAGGCAACACUCAAGUCAGUCUGAGUUGCUGCUAA